GGAAGGCUGGUUACCAUGGAAUCCACCAUCUGUUCACUCCCUGCUGCCGGAAUGUGAUUAUCCUUGCUGGGCUGGGAACUUGGGGUAGGCAGGGGAGCCUGUGUGCUGCGAGAUUAUCUGCAAUAGACUGGGUUAAUGGGGAGGUUCCAUUUGGCUCACUGGAAGAGCAAAUAAAGAGAAUUGUACUUCGACCAUUUGUGACUUCCAGCCACAAGGAAUAAUUCAGCUUUUCUAGGGCAUCAGUACCUGUCCCGACAUCACUGUCAGUCCACCGUGUAUGACAAACAGCACAACCACAGAGGCUCAGGGAAUAAAUGGGAAGACACCAGCAAAAUACUCCGCUGCAAGCCCAAAGCCACAAGUGCCUCCAAAACCAUUACAUCUGCAGAAUUCACCUUCGUCCAAUAUACACCAAACCCCCAGGCAUAAAGCUUUACAUAGUGCAAAACCACGAAUGGAGGAAGCUAACCCCGCCCCUGCUUCUUAUGUCUCAAAAGAAAAGCCAAGUAAGGUAUCAGAUCUCAUCAGUCACUUUGAAGGAGGCAGCACCUCAUCUCAUUAUAGUGACUUGAAGAAAGAAUCUGCUGUGAGCCUAGGUGGGUCUCGAACCCCAGGAUGGCAUGGACUGACACCCAGACCACCACGAAAGCUCCUGUCCCAGCACCCGCCACAGAAGCAGGAAGAUGAUGCAGACCAGACUCAGGGCAAACAGACUCACCUGGCCAAUGGGAUAACGGCCACUCAAAACCAGAUGGAAAGUGAACAGGACAAAGAGACUGCUCUGAGCCUCGAUGUACCUAUUCAAACUGCUGAAGCCUCCCGUGACACGCACUUAGUAAAUGGAGAUAGAGGAGAAACCGCCACAGACGCUGUACCACCCACGCCCAUUGACUGUGAUGGAAAAGCUGCUGAGAGCCCCUGCAGGACUCCGGAUACCAACCCUGUGCUCCCCUUGAAGGAAAGAGAGGCGGAAAUGGAAGGCAGUGUAGAAGACAGAGAGGACGGACAAAGCCCUGUGGAACAGGAUCAGCUGGACCUGCACCACGAGACGAAGGAAACUAAUGAGCAAAAACUUCACAAAAUAGCCAAUGAACUUCUGCUUACAGAAAGAGCUUAUGUCAACAGACUUGACCUCCUAGAUCAGGUAUUUUAUUGCAAACUAUUGGAAGAAGCAAACCGAGGUUCUUUUUCAGCAGAGAUGGUGAAUAAAAUAUUUUCUAACAUUUCAUCAAUAAAUGCCUUCCAUAGUAAAUUCCUGUUGCCAGAGCUGGAGAAACGAAUGCAAGAAUGGGAAACUACUCCCAGAAUUGGAGAUAUCCUUCAGAAAUUGGCGCCAUUCCUUAAGAUGUAUGGAGAAUAUGUGAAGGGAUUUGAUAAUGCAAUGGAAUUGGUUAAAUGCAUGACAGAACGUGUUCCUCAGUUCAAGUCAGUGAUCGAAGAAAUUCAGAAACAGAAGAUCUGUGGGAGCCUAACCCUGCAGCACCACAUGCUGGAACCUGUCCAGCGGAUUCCUCGGUACGAGAUGCUCCUUAAGGACUACCUAAGAAAACUGCCCCCAGACUCCCCUGACUGGAAUGAUGCAAAAAAAUCACUUGAAAUUAUAUCUACAGCAGCAAGCCAUUCUAAUAGUGCAAUAAGAAAAAUGGAGAACCUGAAGAAACUCUUAGUAAUUUAUGAAAUGUUGGGAGAAGAAGAAGACAUUGUAAAUCCUUCAAAUGAACUAAUAAAAGAAGGACAGAUCCUUAAACUAGCUGCUCGGAACACAUCAGCACAAGAACGCUACCUUUUCUUAUUCAACAACAUGCUGCUAUACUGUGUGCCCAGAUUCAGCUUGGUGGGUUCAAAAUUCACUGUGCGGACCAGGGUUGGCCUUGACGGGAUGAAAAUAGUGGAAACUCACAAUGAAGAAUAUCCACACACUUUCCAGGUGUCUGGGAAAGAGAGAACACUGGAACUGCAGGCCAGUUCUGAGCAAGACAAAGAAGAAUGGAUCAAGGCCCUUCAGGAGACUAUAGACGCCUUUCAUCAAAGGCAUGAAACCUUUAGAAAUGCAAUUGCCAAGGAUAAUGACAUUCACUUAGAAGUUUCAACUGCUGAGCUGGGAAAAAGAGCCCCAAGAUGGAUCCGAGAUAAUGAAGUGACAAUGUGUAUGAAAUGCAAAGAAUCUUUCAAUGCGCUGACAAGAAGGCGGCACCAUUGUCGAGCAUGUGGACAUGUGGUUUGUUGGAAGUGUUCUGACUACAAAGCUCAACUUGAGUAUGAUGGUGGAAAACUGAGCAAAGUUUGUAAAGACUGUUUUCAAAUAAUAAGUGGAUUCACAGACAAUGAAGAAAAGAAAAGGAAAGGAAUUUUAGAGAUCGAAUCAGCAGAAGUCUCAGGAAACAGUGAAGUCUGCAGCUUUCUUCAGUACAUGGAAAAGUCAAAACCUUGGCAGAAAGCAUGGUGUGUGAUCCCCAAGCAGGAUCCCCUUGUCCUGUAUAUGUAUGGUGCCCCCCAGGAUGUCAGAGCCCAGGCCACCAUUCCACUACUAGGCUACAUUGUGGAUGACAUGCCAAGGAGUGUGGACCUGCCACACAGUUUCAGACUGACCCAGUCCAAGUCUGUGCACAGCUUUGCGGCAGACAGUGAGGAACUGAAGCAGAAGUGGCUGAGAAUCAUCCUCCUGGCUGUUGCAGGGGAGACACCAGAUGGCCCAAAUGAGCAUCUGGCCACCUUGGAUGAUCAUCCUGAACUUAAGAGAAAAUCAGAAUGCUGAAGUCCAGGUUCGGUCAGAGUGGGACCCCAAGCAAGACAAGCGGCUCAUGACAUUCCCAGCUCGCCUUCCUCACCUCUUAGCACUUUAUGUUGACAAAUACAUGCUCAUAAAAAAAUACAUCUUUUGGAGACUCUUUUCAUAAUUUGUAUACUCUUAAUAUUAGUGUGCAGAGCCAUUCUUCUAAUGAAGGUUUGAAAUAAUGUGAAAAAUGGAGCAUUUUUGAUUCCUUAAAUAUGUACAUUUAUGUUGAAGAAAAUGUUGUCAAUUGAUUAUAUCAUUAUCAGAUUAGAAUAAGCCUUUCGUUUAAGAAAUCCUUUGAUUUUUUUUUUCUCAUGUGUAGACCCUGUAACAGUUUUAAAAAUAUACCUCCAUGUGGCCAAAAUAGUUCUAUGGUUUAAAGAAAAUGCAGGGACAGUUUAGGGUAUUGUGUUAAUUUAUUUUGUUUAUAAAUCUGUAGUUGCACAAGUUGUGUGUUCUCUUAAAACACGAAAAAAGACAAAUUGUUGGUGUUCAGGUUUUGGCUUAAGAUAGUACUUGUUUUUUUAAAAGUACUCCUAAGAAUAAAAUAACUAAAUUAUAUAGCAAUUAUCUAUACACAAUAUUAAAUAUAAAUAUAUAUUAUAUCUGCUUUUCAGCUUUAGGCUCAAAUUCAUCUUAGAUUCACUUUUUAAAUAUAUAAAAGACUGUUUUAUCUCAGAACUGAUCAGUGUUCUAAACUUAAAUAUUUUGGUGGUUCAUGUUUUAGUAGUAGCAUCCAAGUGUAUUGAUGUUUUUAUAGUAAGAAAAGGCAGUAAUUUAUGUGGCAUGGGCUCUAUUAGUGAAAUCCAGCAGUAUUUUUGGGCACUAUUUGUUUUUGUUCUGUGCCUAUUUAAAACAGUGCCUCUCUUAGAAGGUGCUAUUAAUACCUAUUAAACGAUGAAAAUUUAGUUAAUGCUUAUUGAUUAAACAUUAUUUUAGUUAUUCUGAUUGUCCUGAAAUUAAGAUGUACCUCAGUCAGUGGUAUAGUCAGAAAUCACACAGAUUAUUUUACCUUUUAUAAGAAUAUAAUUACUAUAUUAUCAGCAUGUACAAAGUUUUACCAAAAUUUUAACCAUGCAAGACACCUGACCUUACACAGAACUGGAACAUGUGGAAUCUGCAUUUAUCAUUUUUGGGUUUUUGGUGGUU
Jaculus jaculus (lesser Egyptian jerboa) is the source of this 3922-nucleotide messenger RNA. It is a transcript of the gene Fgd4, whose product is annotated as FYVE, RhoGEF and PH domain containing 4. The transcript has 17 exons. Lineage: Eukaryota; Metazoa; Chordata; Mammalia; Rodentia; Dipodidae. Gene Ontology annotation, molecular function: guanyl-nucleotide exchange factor activity; metal ion binding. Gene Ontology annotation, biological process: filopodium assembly; cytoskeleton organization. Bases 278 to 2755 code for a protein of 825 amino acids. The record is from RefSeq and is a predicted model, not a curated record. Gene Ontology annotation, cellular component: cytoplasm.